AUGCUAAGAGGGGCUAGUGGAUGGCAAACAUCGUGGCGAUGUGACGUAUACAAGUUCCUGAACCAUCCAGGUCAAAUGUUAUCUGACCCGUACAAGACCUCACGCGGUGGUAAACGAGAUGUGGCGGGCUACAAGAUCCAAUCGAAACGCAGUCUCAGCACGAAUUUUGCUCGAAGAACGACAUCCGUUGGCGAGCUUGAAGCACUUUUUAUCGGUACGGGCUGGUAA
Molecule: messenger RNA, 228 nt
Organism: Peronospora matthiolae
Lineage: Eukaryota; Oomycota; Peronosporomycetes; Peronosporales; Peronosporaceae
Source: the annotation of a GenBank genome assembly